Molecule: messenger RNA, 1477 nt
Organism: Sardina pilchardus (European sardine)
Lineage: Eukaryota; Metazoa; Chordata; Actinopteri; Clupeiformes; Clupeidae
Gene: foxi1
Product: forkhead box i1
Exons: 2
Coding region: 44-1198 (384 amino acids)
Biological process (GO): cell differentiation; anatomical structure morphogenesis; regulation of transcription by RNA polymerase II
Molecular function (GO): RNA polymerase II cis-regulatory region sequence-specific DNA binding; DNA-binding transcription factor activity, RNA polymerase II-specific
Source: RefSeq, a predicted model, not a curated record
GACGGGUGUAUCACUGUCAUCUGGCAGCUGAUUUGAACGGAUUAUGAACGCAUUUGGACAACAGCCAUCUAAUCAGCAAUCAGGUCCAAUUCAGCACCACAGCGCUCAAGAACUCCUGGAUAUGGCUGUGUAUUGCGACAAUUUCGGCAUGUACCAGCAGAAUCUGCAUCACCACUCGCAGAGGCCACCUGCGCACACAACAAACUAUGGUAUUGGGGAGUAUAGUUCUCCAUCAACUAACCCCUACCUGUGGCUGAACGGUCCGGGUAUUAACUCUUCUCCCUACCUGUCGGGCACCAAUGGAACGUCCUACAUUCCGUCGGGAUAUGGAACAAAUCAGCGGCAGUUCUUGCCACCUCCCACGGGUUUUGGUGGAGCCGACCUCGGAUGGCUCUCCAUAUCCAGCCAGCAAGAACUUUUUAAGAUGGUCAGACCACCGUACUCCUACUCGGCCUUGAUUGCCAUGGCCAUUCAAAACGCGCCGGAUAAGAAACUGACACUCAGUCAAAUUUACCACUAUGUCGCUGAAAACUUCCCUUUUUAUAAAAAGAGCAAGGCGGGAUGGCAGAACUCGAUUCGACACAACCUGUCUUUGAAUGAUUGCUUCAAGAAAGUGGCACGGGAUGAGGAUGAUCCAGGUAAAGGGAACUACUGGACUCUGGACCCAAACUGUGAGAAGAUGUUCGAUAAUGGGAACUUCAGGAGAAAGAGGAAGAGGCGCGCUGAUGCCAACAACAGCGGCAGCAACUCGGUCAUGUCCGUUAAAUCUGAGGACACCGCGGCUUUGAAGCUCUCCGACACGGCCAGCAUCUUGAGCGCGUCGCCUCCGAGUCUCCAGAAUUCACCAAGCUCCAGCGACUCCAAGUCCUCGCCGUCACCCUCCAUCGAACACAGCCCCUGUUUCAACAGCUUCGUCUCCAACAUGAACUCAAUCAUGACCGGCAGCAACACCGGGAUCAGAGGAAGGGACUUCAACACAGGUCUUCUAGGAGAUUUGUCACAGGGCAGAGAGAGCAUGUCUGGACUUGGUUCUUACUCUCCAACUCAAAUAACUCCUCUGAACUCUGAUAGCAGUCCGCUCUCUGGUAACAGAAUGAACUAUUACACAGGACCAGUCUCUGGUAGUCUGAGCAAUCACCUCUCAAAUCAUUUCAGUGUCAACAAUUUGAUAUACAGCCGUGAGGGGACAGAAGUUUAGAUUUAUGGGUUUACAGCUUGUAGGCUAGUGUACUCUGUGAGUGCUAAUAAAAUCCACACUUCAUAAUAUAGGUCACUACUAGAUUUUACAACUGAGCCUUGCAUAUCUCCCCAUGUUGCACUGGAUGGGAGGGAUGUUUCUAAAAGGACAAUGCGGCAUUGGCUUAGAGAGUGUUCUUCGAAGUCAUCAUUUAGUUUUUGUAAAUUUAUUUUUUUAGCUUAGAAUGGAAAUGACAACUGUGCAUUUUCAUUUUUAAUAAAAUCCCCAUGUACAGACCCA